UUGUGAUUUCAGGAGCGGUUGCAGAAUAUACGGCCUGAACAGAAGUCCCAUUUCUUCUCGGAAGUAGCCGGCGUGAAGGAGUGAUGAUGGAGCAUUACCAUUCCAUCAAGCCCCUUGAAUGUACUGUGGUGGGGUCAGGGGUGGUGGUAAAGGUAGAAGAGGAAGAAGUGUACAGUCCUCGGAAUGACCAGAAUCCAAUGACCAAUACAGGUGGUGCCAGUGUAAAGCGUGAAGUGGAUGUCAAGGCUGAAGAGGGCGAAGUAACGUGUCCCCGAAGGAAACGGAAGUCUGACCGUAGGAAACGCACCCCUGUAAAGGACAUUGGCUCUGUUAAUCCAAAACCAGAAAUUGUGAUCAAGACUGAAGACGAUCAUGAAGACUCUUACGCGAGGAAUGAUGAGACGUUCAAAGGAUCAGAGGAUCAAAGUCCUAAAACCAGAACAGGUGACAAACGGUCCAUGCAUAUUGCCCAUUUAUGUUCAGAAAUGGAUAACAAAACCUUGUCGAGUCUAAGCCCUCAUUCACACGAGAGAGGGCCGGCCGGCUCGUAUGCAGACGGGAUGGAUCCUGUCUGCGUCCGAGCAGGGACAUCCACACCUGUAACGACGGGCAGUUCGGGACGCGCCGUGAAGCCUAAAAUCGAGGUGAAACUUGAAGAUGAUGACCAGAGUUAUGUAAUGGCCGAUCAACAGUUUGAGGAGAGAGACAGUUCGCCCGCCGCAAGUCCAGAUUAUUUUCUUGUACAGAUAAAAGAAGAGGAGGAGGAGGACAUGUCAUUCGGGAUGGAUUAUCAGCAGCAUGGGGACGGGGUAGUUCCUCCCGAGACCAGUUCAGGUCAAGGUGAAGCAGUAAGGGAGAAGGAUGCGAGAAUCCACAGAAUGUCUUCCAAAAUGUUCAUCGACAUUGCCCAGCUGAUUCAAUUGGUGCAGGAACGCCCUGAAUUGUACAACCCCAAAACACCUUCCUAUGCCGAUCGGUACAAGAAGAAGAAAGCUUGGGAUGAAAUCUGCGCCAUUGUGGUUCCAGACUGGGAGCUGUGCAGUGAAAAGGAGAAAAAUAUCAAAGCCAAAGAAGUUCAGACCCGAUGGAGGUCACUCAAAGAUUGCUUCAGGAGGGAGCUCACAUUGCAGAAAAAACUAGAAAGGAGUGGAAUACCGACCAAUCGGAGGAGGAAGUAUAUCCAUUAUGACGGCCUUCUGUUUCUGGAACCCACCAUGAAGCUCAGAGACACCUUUACCACGACACCGGCUACUCCCAACGUGCCCAACGACCCACUUGCCAUCCAGCAGCCAAUCGACGUCGAUCAAGUAGCGAUAAGCCCCCCGGUACAGCCGCCGCUGCCGUUGCCGCUCCGGCUGCCGCCAGCUCAGACCUUGGUCCGCGCCUCGCCCCUGUCGACGUCGAAAAAGAACAAGAAAGCCGCCAACAAGAACGAAAACGAGUGGGAAAGGCAACUGCUCAGCGUCAUGAGCACGCUUCGGAAGAAGACCGAGGAGCAGUCCGACGCGGACGAGAUCUUCCUAAAAAGCUUGCUGCCGUUCGUCAAAAAAGUGCCCGAGGACCGGAAGAUCGACAUGCAGCUGAGCUUGAUGCACGUGGUGAAAAAGUUCAUGGGGCCGGUGCAAAAAGAACCACAGACUCCGAAUUGCCAAAGCGGCAACUCCACAUACGUUCCCCCGCGGGCGCGGUCUUGCGAACAGAACUCGCCCACGCCUUCCCGUAAAAACUCCUGCCAUGCCCGGACAUCGCCCCGGCCCUCGCAUCCUGCCUACGAACCUUCCCCCAUCGCUCCGUCACAGACGUCGUCCUUUAAUUACUCUCGGGAGCAGGAGGCGUUACCGGUCCCCCAGCCAUUUUCAUCCCCGUCCUCCUCCUCCUCUUCCACGAACCGGUCUCCCCAAAGCCAGCGGGACUCUCCGUACUACUUCGAUCUAUAG
This is a messenger RNA of Nanorana parkeri, 1937 nucleotides long. RefSeq lists its product as uncharacterized. The coding region runs from base 84 to 1937 and encodes 617 amino acids. Gene Ontology annotation, cellular component: transcription regulator complex; nucleus. Gene Ontology annotation, biological process: regulation of transcription by RNA polymerase II. The transcript has 9 exons. The record is from RefSeq and is a predicted model, not a curated record. Gene Ontology annotation, molecular function: DNA binding. Lineage: Eukaryota; Metazoa; Chordata; Amphibia; Anura; Dicroglossidae.